Messenger RNA from Sipha flava (yellow sugarcane aphid), 1179 nucleotides. Its product is annotated as cathepsin B-like cysteine proteinase 3. The coding region runs from base 74 to 1081 and encodes 335 amino acids. Gene Ontology annotation, biological process: regulation of catalytic activity. The record is from RefSeq and is a predicted model, not a curated record. Lineage: Eukaryota; Metazoa; Arthropoda; Insecta; Hemiptera; Aphididae. The transcript has 6 exons. Gene Ontology annotation, cellular component: lysosome. Gene Ontology annotation, molecular function: cysteine-type endopeptidase activity.
UAAUUAUGUUAAUCAUUUCAACGGUGGCAGUGUAUAAAAUCGGUUGUACGUAACAGUGUAACAGUGAAAUAAAAUGACUAAGUUGGUAGUUCUGACCUCCAUAGUUUUAAUCAGUAUUCGCUUGACGGAACAAUCAAAUUUUUUGAGCAUAGAUCAUAUAAAAAAGAUUAAUGAAGUCGCUAAAACGUGGAAGGCCAAACAAAAUUUUCCACCCAACACGCCCAGAGAACGGAUUGUACGUCUAUUGGGUUCGCAAAGCGUCUCGAACGUGUUAAAGAGUCCGGUGAAGGAUAACGACCCGUUGUACGUGGAAGACAGUGAAAUCCCGAGUGAAUUCGACGCGAGGACGCAGUGGAAGUAUUGUUCGACGAUCGGGUUGGUGCGCAAUCAAGGGAACUGCGGCUCGUGCUGGGCUUUCGGUACAACCAGCGCGUUUGCCGAUCGACUGUGCGUAGCGACCGACGGCAGUUUCGAUCAGCUCAUAUCCGCCGAACAGCUGACGUUCUGCUGUCACAGAUGCGGUUUCGGCUGUCACGGAGGCAACCCGUACAGAGCAUGGGAAUACUUCAAAAGAAAUGGCGUGGUCACCGGAGGCAAUUACAACACUUCCGAUGGAUGUCAACCAUACAAGGUACCGCCUUGCGAAAAAGACACAGAAGGGCAUAGUUCAUGUGAAGGAAAAUCAGUUGAACGUAAUCACAAAUGUCCAAAAGACUGUUACGGCAACAAAAUGAUUGUCUUCAAGUCCGACCACCACAAAAUCAAAGACGCGUAUUAUCUCAGUAAUUCUAGCAUUCAGAAAGAUGUGAUUGCCUAUGGGCCUGUUGAGGCGUCUUUCGACGUUUACGAUGAUUUUCCUAGCUACGAAUCUGGUGUUUAUCAAAAAACUGAAAACGCAUCCUAUCUGGGUGGACAUGCAGUUAAACUCAUUGGAUGGGGUAAGGAAAACGAAAUACCUUACUGGCUGAUGGUCAAUUCUUGGGGUGAACAAUGGGGAGACAAAGGAAUGUUUAAGAUUCUAAGAGGGGUUAACGAGUGUGGUAUUGAAAAUUCUACUACGGCAGGUGUACCACUGGUGUGAAACGACUAAAAUACAAAUAUUAUUAUUAAAAUGUACUGCAUUUAUGUAUUAUCGAUUAUAUCUUCAAAAAUAAAUAUUAUAAUCAUUAUUUUUAUCAA